Candidula unifasciata is the source of this 2073-nucleotide messenger RNA. NCBI's taxonomy places the organism in Eukaryota, Metazoa, Mollusca, Gastropoda, Stylommatophora, Geomitridae. The record is from the annotation of a GenBank genome assembly.
AUGUCGCAAGGAGACUUCAAACUUCCACCCGAUCCCGACUUGGAGAAGACUUUCCAGCUCGAUGGCUACCUCAAGACUUAUGAGCAUGAGAUCAGGAGAAGAUAUAAGUGCUUCUACGAUCUCGUUACCAAAAUCGAGAAAAAUGAGGGCAGUCUGGAAAAAUUUUCCAGAGGCUAUCAAAUUUUUGGUGUUCACCGCAAGGAGGAUAAUUCCAUUGUUGCAACGGAAUGGGCCCCGGGUGCUGCUGGGAUGUAUUUACGUGGAGACUUUAACAACUGGGAGUUUGAUGAGAAGUAUGCAUUUAGGAGAGGUGAUUUCGGUCGAUGGCAUUUAACAAUUGCUCCAAAUCCAGAUGGCUCCAGUCCUAUUAAACAUGAAAGCAAACUCAAGCUUGGUGUCAGGUUGCAUAAUGGAAGUAUAGUUGAUCGCAUUUGUCCCUGGGCAAAGAUGGUGGCGCGGCCGAAAACUGUGCCGAUAUUUGAGCAGAUAUUCUGGGAUCCUCCAGAGAACCAGAGGUACAAGUUUAAAAAUGCUCACCCUCGUCUGACGUCUGGUCUGAAGAUUUACGAAAGCCAUGUUGGCAUUGCUUCCUGGGAAGGAAAAGUUGCCAGCUACAAAGAGUUCACACAGAAUGUCAUCCCGAGAAUUGCAGAUCUUGGCUACAAUGCGAUCCAGCUGAUGGCAGUGAUGGAGCAUGCUUACUAUGCCAGUUUUGGAUAUCAGGUGACCAGUUUCUUUGCAGCCUCGAGUCGCUACGGCAACCCCGAGGAGCUGAAAGAGCUGAUUGAUGUAGCACACUCAAAGGGCAUCAUCGUGCUGCUGGAUGUGGUCCACAGCCAUGCUUCCAAGAACACUGUGGAUGGUCUGAACCAGUUUGAUGGAACAAACUCUUGUUACUUCCAUGAUGGUCCCAGGGGAACCCACGACCUGUGGGAUUCUAGACUGUUCAACUAUACUGAGUGGGAAGUGUUACGGUUUCUGUUGUCCAACCUGAGGUGGUGGAUCGAGGAGUAUCGCUUUGAUGGUUUCCGCUUUGACGGUGUUACAUCCAUGCUGUAUCACUCUCAUGGAAUGGGACAUGGGUUUAGUGGCCACUAUGAUGAGUACUUUGGUCUGAACACGGACACAGAUUCACUUGUCUACCUGAUGGUCUCCAACCACUUGUUACAUUCCCUGUAUGCCGACUUCGUUAUCACGGUAGCUGAGGAAGUAUCAGGCAUGCCAUUGCUUUGUCGACCGUUGAUUGAAGGUGGUGCUGGAUUUGAUUACAGACUUGCAAUGGCCAUACCUGACGUAUGGAUAAAGACCCUGAAGCAUUCGUCAGAUGAAGAAUGGGACCUGGAUGUAAUUAUACAUACGCUGACCAAUCGUCGAUACGGUGAGAAAUGCAUCGCAUAUGCUGAGAGCCAUGACCAGGCGCUGGUAGGCGAUAAGACUAUUGCAUUCUGGUUGAUGGACAAGGACAUGUACACACACAUGUCGGUCGUUAGUGGAGAUAACCUGGUCAUCGACAGAGGCAUAGCUCUGCACAAAAUGAUACGCCUCAUUACGAUUGGUCUCGGUGGAGAGGCUUAUCUUAAUUUCAUUGGAAAUGAAUUUGGUCACCCAGAGUGGCUGGACUUUCCUCGAAUUGGCAACAACGAGAGCUUCCACUACGCCCGAAGGCAGUUCAACCUUGUGGAUGACAAGAAUUUGAAAUAUCGCUUCCUGAACAAUUUUGAUCGAGCGAUGAUCCACUUGGAGUCCAAGUACAACUUCCUGCAGCACCACCAGAAUUACGUGAGUCUGAAACACCAGGAUGAUAAAGUUAUUGUGUUUGAGAGGGCAGACAUCCUUGUGUUCAUUUUUAACUUUCACCCAAACAAGAGUUACGCAGACUACAAGAUUGGAGUUCAGGUUCCUGGCACCUACAAAGUUGUUCUAGACUCCGACGCAGAAGAGUUUGGUGGUCAUAAGAGGCUGGACCAUAAUGUUGUGUACCGGACUUUCCCAGAACCUUGGAAUAACAGGGCCAACCACAUAUUUGUGUAUAUACCAAGCAGAACAGCCAUUGUCCUAGCCAAGAUUGACUAA